CCCCGUCUCUCUCUCUCUCUCUCUCUAUCUCUAUCUCUCUGAUCCUCCUCCACUCUGCUUCAGCCUUCUUCUUCAGAUAAUGGCGUCUCUGGUUCAGCCGCCGCCGCCACCACCUUCCUUCCGCCGCCGCCGCAUCAUCCCCUCUACCGCCGCCGCGUCGCUCUUCUUCGGCCACUCCCUUCCCCUCAGGUGCAGCCGGCGGUCGGAGGGGAGCGGGCGCGGUCUCUCGCGUUCCGCCGGGUACCGCUCGAUCGAGUGCAGCAGGGCCGCUCGGGCGAAGGAAUCGCCGCCGUCCCCGACCCCGGCCUCGCUCGCGCGGGAGCCUCACAAGUACUUCGACCGGGCGGUCGUCACCGUGCGGUCCGGUGACGGGGGUCACGGCGCGGUCCUCGGCAUGCCCGGCCAGGACAGGGCCUCCGGCAAGCAGCGCGAGAAGGAGAGGACGAGGAGGAGGCGCGGCUCGUUGAAGAGGGACUUCGAUGGCUCGCUCGUGCUCCCCGUGGGCGGACACGGGGGCGACGUGGUGGUCUACGCGGACGAAGCCAGGGAUUCGCUGCUGGAGUUUCACGGGAGGAGCCGGUACAACGCGAAGCGCGGCGGGAAUGUGGACGCGAUGGGUGUUUUGACGUCUCUAUUGCACAAUGGAUUCGCUGCUCCUGCUCUGCGCAUUCCCGUGCCUGUAGGAACAGUUGUCAAACGUAAGCGAGGGAAGUUGUUGGCUGAUUUGGCAAAUCCAGGGGAUGAAGUUCUUGUCGCAAGAGGCGGACAAGGAGGGAUUAGCCUGUUAGAAAUUCCUGAACAUAGAAGGAAGAAAUUGAUGACGCUUACGACCAAUGUUAUGAGAGAUGACAGUGAUAAGGUUCUAGUUCUUGGUCAGCCCGGGGAAGAGGGUCUUCCGAAUGCUGGCAAAUCAACUCUCUUGGCAGCCAUAACACAUGCAAAACCUGAUAUUGCUGAUUACCCAUUCACAACUUUGAUGCCAAACCUUGGGCGCCUCGAUGGUGAUCCCAAUUUAGGGGCUGGGAAAUAUUCAUCUGAAGCAACAUUGGCAGAUCUGCCUGGUCUGAUAGAAGGGGCACACCUUGGGAAGGGACUUGGUCGCAACUUCUUAAGGCAUCUAAGGAGAACUCGGCUAUUAGUCCAUGUAGUUGAUGCAGCAGCUGAGGACCCGGUGAAUGACUACAGAACUGUGAAAGAGGAAUUGCGGAUGUACAAUCCUGACUACCUGGAACGACCAUAUAUUGUGGUUUUAAAUAAAAUUGACCUUCCCAAGGCUGGGGAUAGAGUUUCACAUUUGACUCAAAAGAUACUAGAAAUUGGAUCUGAAAGGAAGCCACCUGAGUCAGGAAUGAGGUCUAGCUCUUCCGACAGUGGAAACGAGGAAAGUCUUUCUUCACAUGUUUCUGAUGUCAGAAGGGAUAAAGAAAUUGAGGACUAUCCGGGCCCACUUGCUGUUGUAGCCGUCAGUGUCCUCAAAGGCAUCAGAAUAAAUGAGAUGUUGGAUGAGAUAAGAGCAGCUUUAAGGAAGUGCAAGGAACUCAAUGAACUCUUGGAACUAGCUUCAAGAUCAUAAUGGUAAUGGGGUUGCUAAAUCCUGGAGGUGUUUCUUUAACCGUGUUUUGAGCUAGAAUGCAUUAAGGUGGUAGGCUUUUGUGGCCAUCUGUACAUGCAGACACGGGAAAAUUGGGAUAGCAACUACUGAGCCAGAUACGGCUCGAAGAAAAUCAGGAAACGGUUUCGUCCGUUGUCUUUUUACUCGAGCCGUGUCACAGGACAAAUGAGACCGGUCGCGAUCUCGAGGAGUUUUUCGUCAAUCAACAGCAGCAGACGGUAGUUGAGUUAUUUAUUUCUCAUAGCGUCGACAAUGCCGUCAACCCGACACAAAAGGCGGUAACUUCAGUUUCAUCUUUUCUCUGACUUUUCUAGCGUCUAGUGUCCUCCUUCGAUCGGAUAUUGGUUUUAUCCCUGCGCAAUUUAUACACGUCUCACUCUAUAGUAUGUUCUUCCGUAACUUGAACUAGCUUUAUCUUUAUCUGGUGAGGCAAGUCGAUUGUUGAGAAGGAGUGGGAGGGGAGAUGUAUCAAGUUCGGGUCUGCCUCUGCUUGUUUUUCUUUUUAAUGCAUUAAUUACACAUGAACUGUGCAAAAUAGGCAAAUGCAAUGAAUUCGGCCUUUGUGGAAUAUGUUAUAAUUAAACAAUUAUUAUUCGAUGUGGAAGGGAUCUUCCU
Syzygium oleosum is the source of this 2227-nucleotide messenger RNA. RefSeq names its product probable GTP-binding protein OBGC2. The transcript is spliced from 11 exons. Lineage: Eukaryota; Viridiplantae; Streptophyta; Magnoliopsida; Myrtales; Myrtaceae. The coding region runs from base 80 to 1573 and encodes 497 amino acids. Gene Ontology annotation, molecular function: GTP binding; GTPase activity. The record is from RefSeq and is a predicted model, not a curated record. Gene Ontology annotation, cellular component: mitochondrion.